This is a messenger RNA of Opisthorchis viverrini, 201 nucleotides long. RefSeq lists its product as hypothetical. Bases 1 to 201 code for a protein of 66 amino acids. NCBI's taxonomy places the organism in Eukaryota, Metazoa, Platyhelminthes, Trematoda, Opisthorchiida, Opisthorchiidae. The transcript is spliced from 3 exons. The record is from RefSeq and is a predicted model, not a curated record.
AUGUCUUCGGUUGAAGACCUUGUGGAUGAUCCAUCCAAAAUCCCUGCAACGAGGCUUGCCAGUGUGCGAAUGCCAACACACAACGAAGGGGCGGAUGGUGCGCCGUCACAUUUGAGCCUUGCAUUCAACGCGAUGAACGAAAUUCAAUCACAAGACCCGCGUAAUGGACACAUCGGUCAGUGGAUUGUCAACGAACUCUAA